AUGGAAAGCAAGGCCAAGGAAGAUAAGAUUAAAGACGACUCCAAGCGUCGUGAUCUUUUCGUAUUUGUAAGACAAACCAUGUGCAUAGCGGCCAUGUUUCCCUUUGGAUAUUACGUCAAGGGAUCUGGAUGCCUGGCCCAUCUGGUCAGAGUCUGCGACUUGCUCUACGAGCUCUUCAACUACUUUGUAUCCGUGCACAUCGCUGGUCUGUUCAUCUGUACCAUAUACCUAAAUUACGGCCAAGGAGACUUGGACUUCUUUGUGAACUGCUUGAUUCAAACUAUCAUUUAUUUGUGGACCAUUGCGAUGAAACUCUACUUUCGUCGGUUCAGGCCAGGAUUGCUGAAUGCCAUCUUGUCCAACAUCAACGACGAGUAUGAGCCGCGUUCUGCCGUAGGAUUCAGCUAUGUCACAAUGGCGGGGUCUUAUCGGAUGUCCAGGCUGUGGAUUAAAACCUACGUCUACUGCUGUUAUAUUGGCACCAUUUUCUGGCUGGCCCUUCCCAUAGCUUACAGGGACAAGAGUCUGCCUCUAGCCUGUUGGUAUCCCUUCGAUUACACGCAACCAAUUGUCUACGAGGUGGUGUUCUUUCUUCAGGCGAUGGGACAGAUUCAAGUGGCGGCUUCCUUUGCCUCCUCCAGCGGUCUGCAUAUGGUGCUUUGUGUCCUUAUAUCAGGACAGUAUGAUGUGCUCUUUUGCAGUCUUAAGAAUGUACUGGCCACCAGCUAUGUGCUAAUGGGAGCCAACAUGGCAGAGCUGAGGCAAUUGCAAGCCGAGCAAUCUGUGUCUGACGCUGAGCCCAGUCAGUACGCAUAUUCUAUAGAGAAGCAGACUCCUCUUCAAGAACUUUUGCAACCAACUAGAGAAUCCUCACGAGACUUUGGCACAGCAUUCCGACAGUCUUUCGUACAAUGCAUUCAGCACCACCGCUAUAUAGUGGCGGCUUUAAAGAAAAUGGAGCGUUUCUACAGUCCUAUAUGGUUUGUGAAAAUAGGCGAAGUCACUUUCCUCAUGUGUCUGGUGGCAUUCGUCUCCACGAAGAGCACUACGGCCAACUCCUUCAUGCGGAUGGUUUCCCUGGGGCAGUACUUGCUCCUGGUGCUGUAUGAGCUCUUUAUUAUCUGCUAUUUUGCAGACGUCGUAUUCCAGAACAGUCAACGAUGUGGUGAGGCCCUGUGGCGGAGUCCUUGGCAACGACAUUUAAAGGAGAUUCGUAGUAAUUACCUUUUCUUCAUUCUGAACUCGCGUCGGCAGUUCCAACUAACUGCCGGAAAAAUAACCAACCUAAACGUGGAACGAUUCAGAGGGACCAUUACUACUGCCUUUUCGUUCCUCACCUUGCUUCAAAAGAUGGACGCACGAGGAUAGAAAUAACUUAGAUUUGUUUUA
Molecule: messenger RNA, 1389 nt
Organism: Drosophila biarmipes
Lineage: Eukaryota; Metazoa; Arthropoda; Insecta; Diptera; Drosophilidae
Product: odorant receptor 83a
Exons: 4
Coding region: 1-1368 (455 amino acids)
Biological process (GO): sensory perception of smell; detection of chemical stimulus involved in sensory perception of smell
Cellular component (GO): plasma membrane
Molecular function (GO): olfactory receptor activity; odorant binding
Source: RefSeq, a predicted model, not a curated record